Durio zibethinus is the source of this 1726-nucleotide messenger RNA. RefSeq lists its product as uncharacterized. The record is from RefSeq and is a predicted model, not a curated record. Gene Ontology annotation, biological process: proteolysis. Gene Ontology annotation, molecular function: serine-type exopeptidase activity; dipeptidyl-peptidase activity. NCBI's taxonomy places the organism in Eukaryota, Viridiplantae, Streptophyta, Magnoliopsida, Malvales, Malvaceae.
GAGAGCCUAAAAGAGCAUAUGCUGGUGUUUCAUAUAAAAAUUAAUUGUCAUGAAUUCUCCUAAAUUUUCUGUCCGAUGGCUUCAAUUCAUGGUUAUGAUUCUCUCCAUUUCAGUGAGUAGCAGUGUUGCCCGGAUUGAUAUUCCGAGGCUUAGUCCAACGAGAGGAACAAUCUUGGAACAGCUUGACCUUCUGUCGUCUGCAGCAGUUUCAAACGAUCUUCAAACUUUUUACUACACCCAAACACUUGAUCACUUCAACUACAGGCCUGAAAGCUACGUAACUUUUCAGCAGAGAUAUGUGAUGAAUUUCAACUAUUGGGGCGGAGCAAAUGGUAGUGCUCCCAUUUUAGCCUAUCUUGGAGCUGAAGGGCCAUUGGAUGAUGAUCUUGCUGUAAUUGGUUGGCUCAAUGAUAAUGCCAUCCACUUCAAUGCACUCCUUGUAUACAUAGAGCAUCGUUACUAUGGAAAAUCAAUACCAUUUAGAUCAAAGGAAGAAGCCUUUAAAAAUGCAAGCACUCUGGGUUAUUUUAAUUCUGCCCAAGCCAUAGCAGACUAUGCAGAAAUCAUCAUGCAUAUCAAGAAGAAACUUCGUGCUCUUUAUUCUCCGGUGAUUGUUAUUGGAGGAUCAUAUGGGGGAAUGCUUGCUUCAUGGUUUCGGCUGAAGUACCCUCAUGUUGCUUUGGGUGCUUUGGCUUCAUCAGCUCCAAUUCUUUACUUCGAUAAAAUUACACCAACGGGUGCUUACUUUUCAGUCGUCACAAAGGAUUUUCGGGAAGUGAGCGAGACCUGCUACCAAACUAUCCGAAAAUCAUGGUCUGAAAUUGACAAAAUUGCUUCUCAACCACUUGGUCUUUCAACCCUCAGCUCGAAAUUCCAGACUUGCAAUCCUUUGACCGAUUCUUCAGAGCUCAAAGACAGAUUAGGGCUGAUGUAUGUCUCAGCAGCUCAAUAUAAUCAGCCCCCAAUGUAUCCAGUUACUGUGGUAUGUGGAGGCAUCGAUGGAAGUGAAAAAGAAGAUAUUCUUAGCAAGAUCUUUGCUGGCGUUGUCGCUUAUAGAGGGAAUCGUUCUUGCUAUAUUAAUCCACCAACCAAUGAAUCCGAAACUAAAGGAUGGAGAUGGCAGACAUGCAGUGAAAUGGUAAUACCCAUUGGCAUCGGCAAAAAUACCAUGUUCCAACCCGACCCUUUCGACCUAAACAGCUUUACAAAAGAGUGCAAGAAAUUCUAUGGCGUUCCUCCUCGGCCUCAUUGGGUUACUUCUUAUUACGGUGGCCAUGAUAUAAAACUCAUUCUCCAAAGGUUUGGUAGCAAUAUCAUCUUUUCAAAUGGGCUGCGAGAUCCCUAUAGUCGGGGCGGGGUGUUGGAAAACAUUUCAGAAAGUAUUCUUGCCGUAUCUACAGCCAAUGGAUCUCAUUGCUUAGAUAUACUUCCAGAAAGAGAAACCGAUCCAGAAUGGUUAAUCAGACAACGGAAAAUAGAGGUGAAGAUUAUUAAAGGAUGGAUGGCUAAGUACUAUGCUGAUCUUAAAAGCAUUCAAACAAUAGGAUUCCAAGCUGAACAUUGAAUAAUAAUUAAUACAAGAAACUCCUUCCAUUUGGCCUUUCCCUUUCUCACAGCGUAUUGUUGACUAUAUACCUAAUUUGUGCCAUGUCAUUGAAUUGAGCUUUUUUCUUUUUUUCAACCAAAUGGGUGAUUUACUUUGUAUGGAUGGAAUAGAAUUGGAAUC